AUGGGAGCUCGACCGCCUUCGUGCCCAGAGAAGCAGAUAUAUAAAGCACAAGGAAACACACCGAAGUCCGGCACUGAAGGCGGCAAGAAGUACGACCUCAAGGCCAAGUCGACCACACAGGUAAAGCUUAAGGCCGAGCAUCUGAAUAUCGUCUCCGACGCGUACCUUGAAUUCAUUCAGUAUCCCAAGGUGGUCCACUGCACUGACGCCGACACCCACGCUAAAGAGUCAGGCAUUCGCGCGCUCGAGUCCGUCAUCGCAACCAUCAAAGCCAGCAGAGGCAUCGCCACGGGUAAAGAUGGGGAGGAAGAGGAGAAACCACUAAGAAAGUUCAGGCUACUGGCGUCGCAGAGUUCCUCGGGAGGGUCGAAGGGGCAAGAUGAAUAA
Pseudogymnoascus destructans is the source of this 387-nucleotide messenger RNA. RefSeq lists its product as uncharacterized. NCBI's taxonomy places the organism in Eukaryota, Fungi, Ascomycota, Leotiomycetes, Thelebolales, Thelebolaceae. The coding region runs from base 1 to 387 and encodes 128 amino acids. The record is from RefSeq and is a predicted model, not a curated record. The transcript is spliced from 2 exons.